AUGAUCUCCCCGCUGGUUUCCUUUCAAGCCUUCCACGACUUCAUCACGGUUGAGCGGGUGCCGGCUUUUGUGGAGCGCAGCCUGACCCCUGUCGACAAGUCUUUGUCAAUUCUGUCCCCUCUCGAGGUCUUUUGCGACUCCAAGCUCAUCAACCCUUUCCACGGCCUCUUCUCGCCCACCAAGGACUCGGAAUUCGAGACUCAGCCGACAGAGGCCAUCGUCUCGGCUUACUCCACGGCCGACCUCCAGCGCGAGAUCUUCAAGGCUUCGGCCCGUCUGCUGUACUACUUUUCCUCGUCCAACUUUGGCCUGAUCUUCACUCGCUUCAAGGCCAAGCUGCUUUCCUUCCAGGGCAGCAGCUCCGAGAACAUUGCCGAUCCCGAGAUCUUUGAGUUCCGAAUGCUGGAGUGGUUCAACUUUGAUCGAUAUCGCCUCGGUCUAUUCAUUUCCGAAAUCCACCAGUUCUUCCCCAGCCUAUCCAACUUUGCACAGGGUCUUGCCUCGUCGCUGCUCACCCGUGCCGUCAUGAACUGGAUCGACGCCUAUCCCGGCGAGUACAACGCCCUCUACCGAACAAAGGGCCGGUUUGAAGGCGCCCCCGAUCUCAUGUUCGAUCUGCUUGGCCAGGCCGCCGAAAGCACCGGUCGCAAGGCUGUCUUCUGGCCCUCCAUGUCGGCACUGCUGUGUCUCUGCCCAGAGACCUUUGUGGACAUGGCCAAGACGACCCUGACGGCCGAGACGUCCUUCAACCGCGUGCACUGCACCAAUGCCCAAGGCGUCUAUCUCACCCCCACCGAUCGACGUCGAUACUUUUUUGACGAUCUCAAGUUUGGCAUUCGUUCGACGAUCCUCUAUGAGUCCGCGGCCUUUUGCAUCUCAACCCUGCUCAGGGGCGCCACGGUCCUCUCGGAUCACGACCAACAGCUCUGUCACAACCUCGUCAACAUCUUUGACGAGGAUUGCCGGGCCCACGUCUUCAAUCCGAAGGUCCUGUCCUACAACCCGCUCGGGUCGGACUCGGACAUCUUUGACCUGACCAUCCCGGCCAGUAUCCUCGCCAAUGCCUCUGGGCAAGUCAGCGCCCCGGUCGUCGAGCAGUAUGAUAGCUAUCCCCAUCUGGAGAUGACAACUCGAAUCCUGCGUAUCUUUGUGAAGUGCCCGAUGCUGGUAUUCAGUCAACGGGAUGGUCAAUACAUCAGCUUUGACGACUUCAGGGGCUUUGUCGCCACCGUGUGUCUUGGUGUCUUGGACAUGAAUCGCGUCAUCCGCACCGAAGCUUCCAAGCUACUCUCCAUCAUGGUUGAGCCCAAGUGGAUCAGCUACUGGGAUGAAAGCCGCAACCUGCAAAAUCUCCCUGAAGCCGAGGCUGUCGCCAAGCGGAUGCGACACUACUGGAUUCUAACUUCGACCAUCCUUGGCAUCAUCGCCCGACACCUUAUCGAGUUCCGUGGCGAUGUCUUGGAUCCCACCAUGACCGGCAUCGUGAUCGCAAAGAACGCACACAGCCUGAUCCACACGAUUCUGACCAAGCGCAACGUCUACCUCAAGCAGAUCAAGAAGGAGUAUGCCACCAUCGGCUACGGCAGCGUCGAGCACCUCGCGGCCAGCAAUUGCCUUGAGACCCUCUAUCUACUGACACUGGCGCACUGCGAGCCUGAUGUGGCUCAGAGCGCCAUCAAGGGCAUUGGCUUGUGUAUCGAAGAGCUCGAGUACAUCCAGGUGAUCUCGGACGGCUAUCUGACACAACCAUACAACGGACUGGGCUUUGUCGAUAACCUCUCGACCUACAAAGACCUUGUCGAGGAGCUCGGGCAGGAAGCAGUCAUUGGCCAAAAGGCUCUCCAGAAGCGUAUCCGUACCAUCAUCAAGAACAUCAGCCACUCGACCAUGGCUACGACCUGGGCCUUCAGCGAAAUGUACAAACGCUGGAGAAUCCUGACCGGCAUGCUCGUCCACAAAGUCUCCGGGCCGGACAAGCCUGCGGUCCCAAACAUGCUCGCGGUGGCUCCUUCUGCGCCUGGCCCCCAGGGCCAAGGCAAGGAGCAGCCCGUGGCGCCUUCCAAGCCCACACCGUCGAUCACUAUCGAGGGGAUCGUUCCCGCCGCGCGAUUCUCUGGCACAGAUCCAGAGUAUCUCGAGGACAACGGCCAGUGGGUCAACUACACCGGAUUCUUGUGCACGAUCGGACACACCCUAACUUCAAAUCCAACGUCGCUUCGGUUGCAACGAGCGAACCCCUCGAGCCUGCUCCGAACUUGCAGGCCGCGUCGCAGCUUGGCGGUCAGAUCCCCGCGCUUUGUCACCGAUAUGACCGAGCUGCUUGUCUGCGACAGCAAGUAUGUCCGAGGCAUUGCCCGAGAGCAUGUUGGCGGAAGCUUCUCGCACUCGCUCUGUGGUAAGUACCGUGACUCGAUCGGACUGAUCAACAACUACUAUCUGGCCGACAACGCCGCCUCCGAGGACUACGUUACCGGCGAACGCGCCUUGGUUUUUGUCGAGGCCUCGAUUGUGGCUCUCAAAACCAUCUUUGAGCGCUCAGAAGAGUUUGGCCGGAUGAACAACCUCGUCAACUUUGACUUUGGGCAGCUCAUCACCUUCUUUGUGCCAUAUCUCGACCGACUGCACACCAAGAGCAGCCAGGCCGUUGCUCUCCGCGUCAAGUGCAGACUGGCCCAGGCCGUUGAGCAGCUCGUGACCCACAAGUACUGCCUGGGUCUGAGACAAGAGAUCAAGUUCAGAAACGCAAUGACGCGCGUCUUUAUUGACUGGAACUCGGACUACUCGCUGCUGAACGAGGUGUGUUCCGCUUUGAUUGCGCCCUACACCGAGCCAACGACAGUCUACUCGAAGCAGCAUCGAGAGCUCGAUACAGCCUGCCUCAAGGCCAUGGUCGUGCUGUUGCGACAUCUUCCGCUGCAGCCCGUUGCUAGGCCCGGCGCAUCCAUGACCAGUAUCUCGAGCGAUGAGACUAAGACCAAGAUCUUCUCGAGCCAUCUCGGCUUCUUCCUGCACGUCAUCACCACAUGCAACCGUGUGCUCGAAGUAAGUGCCCCCCCCCCAGACUGUAUUGUCUGCUAUGCGUUGUCGAGCAAUAGACGCGCGGGGCUUUGGUUUGCAUGUUCUGCACACGUGGCACCUAUGCGCGACUCGGCCGUGUUGUGUCUGUCGCAUCUGCUCUCGGCCAACAUCGAAAUCGGCCUCAAGUACUCGCUUCCGCUGGCGUACCACCGCGACCUCAAUAUCCGCAUGACCUUUAUCCAGGUCCUGACGACCAUGCUCCAGGACGGAACUCAAAAGUUCUCUGGUCUCGGCGAGCAGGCCAGUUUGAUCCGCGAUCGUUACAAGAUGCUGCUCGAGCUGAUUCUUGAUUCGGAGCUGACCAUCGUUCUGGGGCUCUGUCAAGUGUCCAACGUCACCGAAGUCGAGGACCUGGCCCAGACGCUCAUGAAUGUCUUCUCGGUCCGAGGCGAAGAGCUCCCGCUGCUGAAGGCUGUGAUCACUCAAGACUUGUCCAAGACAGACUCGCCCCAUGGUUUCUUCCGCUCCAACUCGGUCGCCACGCGUCUGUGGACUAUUUUCGCGCGCAGUGUUGGUGCAGAAUACCUUCAGCUCGCGAUCCAGCCCAUCCUCCUCGACCUCGUCGCCCGCAACCCGCCUCUUGAGAUCGAGCUCGAGAAGGCCGGCUCGGCCGAAAUCCAGCGGGCCAAUAUCGAGAACAUCAAGGAAAUCACCGAGCAGCUCCUGGACUCGAUCAUCCGCCACAUCAACAGCAUCCCGCCAAAGUUCCGCGAGAUCUGCGCACACGUCUCAGCAGCGCUCCAGAAAAAGUUCCCGGACUAUCCAUAUGUGGCUGUCGGCACCUUCCUCUUCCUGCGGUUCUUCUGCCCCGCGAUUGUGGCGCCCGAGUCCCACAAUCUUGUCCAGACGAUCAGCCAGCGCGAGCUGCGCCGUGGCUUGGUAUUGAUCACCAAGGCUCUCCAGCACCUGGCUAACUACGCCAUGUUUGGCGUGAGCAAUAAAGAGAAUUCGAUCGGCAUACUGGACGAGAUCCUCAAGAGCAACAUCGGCAAGGUCACCUGGUACCUCAAGGAGCUUUCGUCCUGGUCCGGCGCGACGCACGAGCCUUUGCCAGCUCCUAACCGAAUGAUCAAGUUCCCCGACUACGACUUGUUUGCUCUGCAACGACAGCUGGCCGUCAACAUCGAACGCAUGGAAGCGACGCUUGCGCAGAACUCUGUCAAUCCCGUCCUGCGCCGCCGACGCAGUACCAUCGGUCUGCAGCAGCCUGGUAAUGCUCCUCGACGCAGCUCGCAGGGUGCCAUUGACGUUUCAGGCAGCGACGAGCGUCUUGAUGCGCACAUGCAGAAGCGGUGGUACUACCAGCAACUCUCAACAAUCCUCGCCCAGCUCGACGGAGCCCGUGCUAUCUACGAAGGCGGGCGCUCCAAGUCCGGACGUCCCGUUCUGUACAUCAUCGCAAAGCGCUGCGACCUCAGUGAUCCCGAAGGAAUUAUUCAUGCACUCAACGUGGAGCUGCAGCCGCUGACGAGCUUGCCCUUUGACAUUCUGCUCGAUCUAUCGGGCUUCAAUACGUCCUCGUCGGACCGGAGCGAGGCACUCCUCUACCAGCUCACCAAUAUGCUUUCAUACGAAGUCGACCUGAACUGCCAGCAGAUCAUCAUCUACAACAUGAACAGCCGUGCCUACCAGCUGCACAUGGCAACAUCGCACUUUAUCCACCCAAAGGUUGUCUCGCGACUGGUGUACUGCUCCGGACUCGCGGAGCUUGAGGAGUACAUCGAACCUGCGCACAUGAAAAUGCCCCGCGAUACCUUUGUGGAGGUCAAGCCAUCCAAAUUCAACUUCACGACUAUGGUGUACAGUGCCUCGUCGCAUAACAUCGGCAGCUUCAUCUUGACCGCCACGGACGAGCAUAUUGUCCUGACAGGCACCAAGAAGCAACCUGUUUUCGACUCGACCGUCACUGUCUGCAACAUCAUCGACUUUAGAGAUGUUGUCGAGAUUGGUCGUGUUGGCAGCAGCCGCACGAGCGAAAGCGAAUUCCAAAUCAGCUAUGUGUACCAGCAGCAGUCCGUCCGCGGCAUCUCGCACCGUCAAACCUUCACCGAGUCCUUUUCGUCGUCCCAGCGCGAGCUGAUUGUGCGCUCCCUGCGUGCGGCCAAGUCACGGUUCGACAUUGCCAAUCCUGUCGACCAUCGUCUGACGCCUUCUCGCCAGCUGCGGCCCCAGGAUGUGCCCGCCGUCUUCCUCAACAUUUCACUCAUGAACCUCGGAAGCCGUAACUCUCUUCUCAAGUGGAUCAGCUACGACCUGCUGUGCAAGACAACUCAGGCUUACGGACUGUCGAUUGAAGGACUACUCGUCUCGCCAGAUCUUUGCCUGCCAACCAACGUGCGCGAUUUCCUCUUCAAUAUCAGCAAGUCCAUUGCCGACAAGGACAACUCGAUUGCCUUGGAUAUUGUGGCAGAGGCUCUCACGGCCUUCCAGCAGGUUGGCACGCGCAUCAAGUACCACAUCCUGGCCUACAUCAAACCCUGGCUCACCGCCUUUGGAGAGAUCAUCCCGCCCACCGCCACGCUGCCGGACUUUAGGGCUGUCGACGAAGAUCUGAAUGUUGUCAAGGCCUGCGAUAUCUUCAGAAUCAUGGUCGAACUCAGCAUGGUCGAGAUCGAUAUGAUGCCGGAGAUUGUUCAUGGGUUCUGGGCCCCCUUCGCAUCGGUAGAAGAGAUCCUGCCGCUGCUGAUCGAUGUCGUCCUCGAAGACUCGCUGCGAAGCGGGCCGUUCUCGCCGCGCACCAACACCCUGACGAUGAUCAUCAUGGAGGUGUCGGUCAAGAACAAGCCCCUGGUCUUUGGCCGGAUCCUCGGCCGGAUUCGCAAAGCCCUCCAGUACAGCUCGACAACCCCGGCGCGCUGCCUUGUGGAUCAUCCAGUCUUUGCCGAGAUCAUGACGCUGUCGCGGUACAUCCUGAACCUGUCCUUCAACGAUUCCCACAUGGCACGACAGUACCUGCCGGAUCUGUUCCACAUUGUUACCUGCUUGCUCGGGCUGGGCCCACCACUGUUCCGAUCGACAAUCCAUGGCAUUGCGGUCAACGUCGUGCAGUCGCUCUGCACCUCGACUGGCCACGCCCAUCCAAACGGGCCCCAGCUCUUCCAGAUCCUGAAGGACUUUUCCGAGUCCAAGCUGCUGACGGCCUUUGCGCUUUCGGGCUACAACCACCUCCAGUACCAGCUUGGAAGCACGAGCGUGACGGUGAACUUUACAGCCAAUACGCGCACGGGCCUAGGCUCGUCCGACAACCUCAUGGACGUCAGCCGCGAAGUGUUGCUGACCAACCUCGAGGAUGUCUUCCAAACGCUGCUCUCUGCCCUUAACCUGGCGGCCAAGGAUGCCCGCCAAGCCGCCAUGUGGAAGUCUCGAUGGAUGUCGCUCGUUUCAGGAACAGCCUUUGUGUUCAAUCCUGCGCUGCAACCGCGGACCUUUGUUGCGCUCGGAUGCCUGGCUGGGCGCGACACGGACGAUGACUUGCUGUAUCAAAUCCUCGUGGCCUUCCGCGGGUCGCUCACGCUGUACGAGGAGUUUGACGUCACUCUGCUGGUGUCGUGCUUCAUGUGCAUGGGCAACAUUGUGCGGCUGCUGAGCAGGAACUCGAGAUAUCUCAAAGUGCUCUUCUGGAUUGUGCUGUCGGCAGUGAUGAUCUCGCAUCCGCCAGUGUUCCAGGCUGCGGCAUCGGUGCUGCAGAUCCUCGUGCGCAAGCUCGAUGAGUCUGGCGCAUUCGACCAUGCACCUAUGGCCGACGUUCUUUUGGAUGCCAAGAUCCCGGCAGAGGAGUACUUUGACAAGAUCGAGGCUGCAUAUGGAAUCAGCUUCCGAAGCGACUUUGGGUUUGCUCUGACCACCGUUCUGCUCAAGGGUCUCAAGCACCCGGCAACGAAGGCAACGACGACGCUUCUUUUCACGACGCUGCUGGAGGUGCACACCCGCAAUGCCCAGCUUCACACCUUCUCGCCUGAAGGCGCAGCCGUCAUGAUUGAGACGGAUCGGCUCUACUACAUGCUCCCGCUGCUUCCAUUUACGGAGAAUCUCAAGAUACUCCUUCUGUCUGCCGGCAUUCUGGACUCCAACAGCAUCGACGAUGCCGGGGUGUUCGCUGCUGCCCCCUCUGAUGGAGAAGGCGGCAAGGACGCUCCCCGCAAGCUACGAUACCAAGGUAUCCUCAAGGCCGUCCAGUUUACCGAGCCCAAGUCGAUGAUGCUGACGCUGGCUCUACUGAUGACGAUGCUGGACAAUGCCGAGUACGACUCGGAGACACUCUGCAUCUUGGAAGCCCUCGCCGAGUGCGCCAAGUUCAUGCCUGGCAUCCUGUCGCUCCUACACGACCACUUGAUCCCAAGAGCAGUCCAGGUGAUUUCGACUUCCAAGAACGUCAAGGUGGUCGAAGUUGCACAGUCGAUCCUGAUUGUUCUGAUGCGGCAUCCGCAGUUCGGCAUGAUCAACCACGGUAACAUUGGUGGGGGAUUCGAGCAAGCCUCCCUGGGCGCCGCAGCCCCGUCCAUCACAACGACCCUCGGCGCGCUCCCGGACGAAUUCCCGCCGGCAACGUAUCUCGCGAAGCUCGGCUUCCCGGGCUUGCUGGAGUGCGGCAGUUUCCAGUCCGUCCACAAGAAGAAACGGGCCCAGCUCGUGCAGCUGGUGCUGUGGCUGACCGAGUUCUGGAUCUGA
Molecule: messenger RNA, 7746 nt
Organism: Polychytrium aggregatum
Lineage: Eukaryota; Fungi; Chytridiomycota; Chytridiomycetes; Polychytriales
Exons: 18
Coding region: 1-7746 (2581 amino acids)
Biological process (GO): regulation of GTPase activity
Source: RefSeq, a predicted model, not a curated record